Molecule: messenger RNA, 1533 nt
Organism: Scheffersomyces stipitis CBS 6054
Lineage: Eukaryota; Fungi; Ascomycota; Pichiomycetes; Serinales; Debaryomycetaceae
Gene: MDR110
Exons: 1
Coding region: 1-1533 (510 amino acids)
Biological process (GO): transmembrane transport
Molecular function (GO): transmembrane transporter activity
Source: RefSeq, a predicted model, not a curated record
AUGAACAAGGAAUACGUAGAGCAGCGAAAUAGUGUCGAUCUUGAAGACGGCACUUCAUCCAAAUCAACCGAGUUUGUGCAAGAGUCACCAGACGAAAAAGACCCAUUUGAAGUCAGGUUUGAUGGCACAGGCGAUGACAAAGAGGAUGCCUCGGGACUUCCGCGGUGGCACAAAUGGGCCAUCGUGGGUAUCAUCUCGUUUGGCUCAUUGUGUGUCACCUGUAUUUCAUCUUCGUGGUCUCUAUGUUCUCCCAUGAUCAUGGAACACUAUGGAAUCAGCCACGAAGUGUCCAUUUUGGGUAUUUCCUUCUAUAUCUGGGGGUUGGGAACAGGUGGAAUCUUCUUGUCGCCAAUUAGCGAAUUCCACGGCAGGAAGCUCGUGUAUAUCAUCGGUAUAUCAUUGACUGUAGCUUUCAUGUUUCUUUCUACUUUCUCAGAGAAUAUCGGUGCUGUGAUGUUCGGCCGGUUCAUGAGUGGUUUUGCGGGUCUGAGCUUCAUGAGUGUAGCGUCUGGAUCCUUUUCGGACUUGUUCAAAGCCCGUAAGACAGAAGAAGGGAAGGAUUCUAACAAGGAAUUGGCGUUGUCGCUUGUGCUAUACUCAGUGUCUCCCUUUGUAGGGCCCGGAAUCGGGCCGCUAUUAGCAGGCUUCAUUAACUCACACAUGGACUACAGAUGGACAUUCUACGUAUUAAUAAUGUGGGCAGGAACGCUUUUGAUUCUAGUGGUACUCUUGGUACCUGAAACUUACGAACCAGUACUUUUAAAGAAGAAGGCUAGAAGAUUGCGAAAAGAAACUGGAGACGAUCGCUACUAUGCUCCCUUAGAAAGAGUCAAAGUCACUUUGUACGAGAGUGUGAUUGUUUCGUCCAAAAGGCCCAUUCUCUUACUUUUCAGAGACGAUAUGACAUUUGCCUUGUGUUUCUACACGGGGUUUACCUUGGCAGUGGUAUACCUUUUCUUUGUCUCAUUUCCAUACAUCUUCACCAAGGUAUAUCAUUUCUCGUUGGCAGCCCAGGGCAUGUCUUUUCUUGGACUUAUUGCAGGGAUGUUAAUCACAUCCUUGAUAUCACCGUAUUUUAUAAAUAAGAUCUACAUGCGCUUACUAGCCAAAAACAACAACGUCUCUAAGCCCGAGUUCAGAUUUAUCCCGCUUAUGGCUGGGGUAUUUAUCGUGCCUAUAGGAUUAUUUAUUAUUGCAUGGACUUCAUAUCCCCACAUCCACUGGAUUGCACCUAUUUUUGGCUCUGCCAUUUACGGAGCCGGCACCAUUCUUGUGUUCAACGGCAUUUUUGGGUAUACGGUAGAGGCUUACCGUUUGUAUGCUGCUUCUGCAAUGGCUACAAACUCUUUUAUACGAUCCUUAAUGUCAGGUGUGUUCCCACUUUUUGGAAGACAGAUGUACGAGGCCAUGGGUAUCCAAUGGGCUACAACACUUCUUGCCCUCUUUGCAUGUUUAUUGAUACCCAUUCCAUUCGUUUUCUUCAGAUACGGCGAGUACCUCCGUAGCAGAAGUCCCUAUGCUUGGUCUCAAUAA